Messenger RNA from Phytomonas sp. EM1, 3561 nucleotides. Lineage: Eukaryota; Euglenozoa; Kinetoplastea; Trypanosomatida; Trypanosomatidae. The record is from the annotation of a GenBank genome assembly.
AUGGACGACAGUUCGAGUGAGGAGGAAACGAUGACGGAGGACGAAACCGACGACGACGAAGACGACAGCGAAGCCCUCAAGGAGAAUUAUCUUUCCUUUUCGGUUCCCUCCCUUGGUUCCGCAUGGGAGGGACAUCGCCUGAUGUGCGCGCACGCCUACCGCUCCUUUCUUUUGAUCGGCACCAACCAAGGCGCGGUAGGGGUGCUUGAUCCCACGACCAUGGCGACGCGGAGCGUUUAUAUGAACCACAAAGAGCCCAUUAGCGAUACGAGCUGCAACAGCCAGGAGAGUUUCAUCGGCUCCAGCGACAAAUCCGGCGUGCUUGCGGUUCAAAACGUCCACAAUCGCGCGGAUGUCUGGCGGAAGCAGAUGAGCUUCCCCAUCCAAAGCCUCGCCCUACACCCUUCCUACGCGCAGUUGGAGGAUCGGCCGAUUAUCUGCGCCGGGGAGGAUCAGGUGUUUUUGAUCACCCGAAUCCGUUUUUUAUCCAGUCGGCGUUGUGUGCUGCUGCAUGAAGGGCAGGGGCGGGUGUUUCGCGUGCGGUGGAGCCCCGCCGGCGGGGAGUUCGUCGCGUGGCUGACGGAUCGCGGCAUCGCCGUGCUGCACUACGGCAGCCGUAGCCUCCUCCAACGGGUGGCGCGGCCGGAGGGCUGUGCGGGGUUGGAGCUCUACCCCGCCACCCUUCUGUGGGAGACGCCGGAGGGGUUGCUUUGUGGGUGGGGAAGUUGGGUGCAGGAGGUGCACAUUCGCGCGGCGGGAGGCCAUUCCCCCUCCCGCGCCUCCACGAUCCCCACGAAGGAACGAUUGACCGCGGGAAAGGCGCUUUUUCAGAUCGAAUCCCCCGCCGGGGCGUUGCGGCCCGGCGGUUCGAGCGGGGAGAGUCGAUUUCGCGUCUGCGGCCUCACGCCGUUUGGUACGGAGCGGUAUCUGAUCUUGGCGUGUAUCGUGCAAGAAGAAGGGGUGAUGCGGGAUCUGGAGGUGUGCGUCGUGCGGCGGGAUACCUUGAAGGAUCUCUACCGCGCACGGAUUAUGGUGGAUUACAUCCAUCCGCUUCAGUUAGGGCUUACCUUUGCGUGUGUUCCGUUCCACCCCAGCGGUGGCGACCUCACCCCGGCGGCGAAACUCGAUCGUCGCGGGGUGGACCCCACAGGGGUCGGUUUACUCGCGAACGACCCCCAGACAGCCCCUCCGGGGAAUGAAGGAACGUUUUAUCCGCCGGAGGGCACCGUCUUCUUUAUCGUUUCCGUUGAUACCAUCAUCCGCGGCAUCCCAUCUGACGAGGACGAUCAUGUGGAGUUUUUGCUGCGGAAAGGCGAUUUCGAGGCGGCGUACCGGUAUGCCCUCCGCCAUCGCCUCCGACGGCACCUUUUAAAGGAUAUCUUUCGGCAGUUGCUGGAGUGGUAUAUGGAGCACGACAAGCUCGACCGCGUGGCCGUCCUCCUGCCCUCUUUCAUCGGCGACAAUUUGGCCGAGUGGGAGCGGUGGAUCUACCGCUUUGAUCAGCGCGGGGAGUCGUGGAAGUUGGUGGAUGUGGUGCCGAACUACACCUUUGAGGAUGCGGAAAACCACCCGCGCUAUCGGCCGUCUGCCGAGUAUUACCACUCGCUGCAGGAUAUCCGAAUUGCAGAUUUGGUGCUGCCGCUUGAAGAGGACGGUGGCGACGUCGAUCCGAGCGGGGUGGAGGCGUCUUUCGUUGACCCAAACCCCAAUCGCGCUGGCGGCGAGGUGCGGAAUGGCGAUUCCGAGGUCGUUGCCGUUACCGCGUCGCUUCGCUCGUCGAUCGGGAAGGAGUACUACGAUUUGAUCCUUAUCCGAUGCCUGGAGCGCGACCCCGUUCUUUUCAACGGCGCCGUGCACCACUUCCAAGGCCUAUUCAACAUCGAUAUCGUGCUGAAAGUCACCAAGAUUAAAUACGAUGAGAUUUGUGAAAACGCCGUGGAGCAGCUUCCCCAUCCCUGCGGCCUGACGCCGUCGUCGCGGUAUAGCGAAACCCAGAAGCUCUCCUUGUGCGAGGUCUACGCGUAUCUUUUGCAGCAGCAGGGCUGCAACGACGAGGCGUUGCAGGUGCUUCUGUUGGUUUCCAACAGCACUGAGCUGAUCCGAUUUGUUCGUCAGGCGAAGGUCUUUCACAAGGCGCUGGAGAUCCUGCCGGAGCUCUUCACGAGGAGCGCGGAGGGCACCAUUGAGCUGCUGUUGGAGCACGCGCGGCAAACGCACGGGUUUUCGUCGCCGUCGCCGUCGUCGUCGUGGCUUCGCGUGGGCUCGCCGGAGGCGCCUUCGACGUUGAACCCCUCCGUGGCGGUUCCCUCGCUAGCCUCGCCGGCGGCCCCCGGCGGCUCCCCGACGCGGAUCGCCGAUCCCCUCUCGCCGGAAUCCGUCGUGAAACGGCUCGAAGGAUGCGAGCGGCGGUUUUUAUGGCUUUACCUCCACGCGCUGCGGGAAUCCCACAAGAUCGCCUUCGCCGCGGUCGCCAAGCGCCACGCGCAGCUGAUCGCCACCCUUUAUAUCGAGUUCGACCGCGCGCAGCUCCUUCCAUUUCUCCGGGAGAUGUGCAUGUACGUGGAGCGGAUUAAGGAUAUCUGUGCGUUGUGCAAAAAGUACCACCUCUUGGAGGAGAUGGUGUUCCUUAUGGCGCGCAUCGGGCGGGCCGAGGAGGGGUUGCGCGUGAUCGUGAAACAGAUGCAUCACAUCCCCAAGGCGGUGCGUUUCAUCGUCGAGCUCCCCUCCACGGAGGAUCAGGCGGUGCUGUUUAAACGGCUGUUGGAGUUGGUAGGGGAGCGAAACGCGGAGCUGCCGAUGGGCGCCGACGGGCAGCGGUAUCUCCUCCACAACCCGCAACCCGGCGAAACCUACGCGGCGAUUGCCCGCCAGUACGACGUCGAGGAACGCGCGCUGCGGGAGGCGAAUCGCCCGCGCGAGGCUGCCAGCCCCUCCGCGUUUUCGUCCCUUCCCAAGCUGGGGAUUUCGCGCGAGGAGGUCGGGGGAAACGAAGGGGAAACGGAGACGGCGGAUUCCCUCCCUCCUUCCCCUUGUGUGGUGCCGUUGCAGCUGUUUUCCGCGCUGCUUCGUGUGGCGGCGGAUCCGGCGUUGUGUGAGAGCCACCCGGUGAUCGACGCGGCGCGGAUUAUCCGCCGACUCCCCCCGACCGAGCGCAUCGCGCACCUGGGGGAGUUCAUCGCCGCGAUCGUGCGGGCGCGGGCGGAGAAUCGCGAUUCUCUCGCCACGGUGCUUCAGGUCUUGCGGUCGGAGUUGGUCGCCCACCACGGUGAGCUUCUCGCGCGACGAACGGCGGCGUUGCGCGUCGUUCCGGCGAGCGCGCGAUGCGCGUUUUGUCGGCUCGCGACCGCACGCGAGGGCGGGGUGGUUUUUGGCUGCGGGCACUUUUAUCAUUCGUCCUGCGUGCUUCGUUACCUCGCCGCCGAUGAUAUGGCGACCACGGACCUGGCGAAGGUCGAUCCGGAGGACUUCUUCGCCCACCCGAUGCGGUACUCGAAGGCGCAGAAAGAGAUCCCUUAUUGCUGUUUGUGCGUACAGUCGCGUGGUGGUCUUCUAAGGUAUUAG